AGCUCCAGCUCGCCGACUGUCAUCAUCAUCAUCAUCAACCGUUUACUACGUACUUCUUUCCAUCCAGUAUACGGAGUAUUGCCUCCAUAUCUCAAACCUCCGUAGUCAAUGCACCAUGAUGGUAGUGGUGCUGUUGUACGAGCCCAUGAAUCGUACCAUUCUUCCCCCACAUCCAGACUGCCGCCCCCCUCGGGAGAUCGCUCUCUCCGGGGUCUCGUCCGCUCUCAUUGCGUGUCUUUGGCUUCUCUUCUCUCAAUCCUUCAAUCAACCAUCCCGUUCAAUCAAAUCUACCCAUUCCCGCCGCCCCGAAUGCGAACCAUUCAGCAUCAGUGCAAGGGUAGCGAGACGCUGCUCAUAUCCAGACCAGGCGUGCAGCCUGUCCAUAGACGCAACUGAUCGGUCUGGUACCUUGGCGUACCUGGCUCAAGCCAUUACCAGCUGCACUACAGAAACCUACAGGCAGAGACGCCUGCUAUUUUGCCUCCAUUGACCUAUCACAUGAUCCGAAUCCAGAUUGAGCAAUUCUUAGAUUUCAGCUAGGCUUGGGAUCAGCGCGACUGGUUUACCCCUGGGCCACCAUUAGGCCCCAGUCUUCAACGUCCAGUCUCCCGUCAAGCACCGGGACGAGGUAAUUCUCCUUGUCCUCGUACGUUCCAACUGACAAGACAAACGCAACUCGUACGUCGCC
Molecule: messenger RNA, 688 nt
Organism: Aaosphaeria arxii CBS 175.79
Lineage: Eukaryota; Fungi; Ascomycota; Dothideomycetes; Pleosporales
Exons: 1
Coding region: 116-490 (124 amino acids)
Source: RefSeq, a predicted model, not a curated record